CCGUCCUUGUCAGUCUAGCCGUGUUUCGUCCAGGUGCGCAAACCAAGUCCGAAUUCUGGUUACGGUGCGCUCCGUUUUCAGAUGGGCAUGGCCUAUAAAGCCUGGUCAUAUUCCAAAGGUCAGGUCAUCAACAAUCCAGUUUUCAAACAAGUCAGUCUCCAAACAACUCCGUCUUCAAACAACUAUCUGCACAAUGAAGCUUUCCUCCGCUGUCGCUCUUCUCUCUGCCUUUGCUCUGCCCGCUUUUGCGACGCAGUACAAUGUGACCUACGACACCUUCUAUGACAAUUCAGCCACCUCUCUUUCCCAAGUCGCCUGCUCUAACGGUGUCAAUGGCCUCUUGACGAAGGGCUACACCACUUUCGGUUCCCUUCCGUCCUUCCCUGACAUUGGGGGCAUUCCUGGCGCCACUUGGAAUUCCACCCUGUGCGGUACCUGCUGGCAAUUGGAGUACACCACUUCCACUGGGACAUAUGAGAGCAUUUAUGUCACCGCUGUUGAUGCAGCGUACACAUUCAAUCUAUCAGAGGAGGCAUUUAACACCUUGACGGACAACACUGGUAUCGCCUCGGGCAAGGUCGCUGCUACCGCCACCCAGGUAGCCACGAGCUUCUGUGGCAUGUAAAGACAGGCAAGGAGUGUUAUCACCAGAUGAUCUUAAAAUUCGAAGAAUCAUCAGGCUUACACUACGGACCAUUUCUCACCAUUUUCGCUUCUUCUUCUGCUACUGUACUUGGUUUGAGGUUUCCCUUUGAA
This is a messenger RNA of Suillus paluster, 756 nucleotides long. RefSeq names its product Cerato-platanin. The coding region runs from base 194 to 625 and encodes 143 amino acids. NCBI's taxonomy places the organism in Eukaryota, Fungi, Basidiomycota, Agaricomycetes, Boletales, Suillaceae. The transcript is spliced from 2 exons. The record is from RefSeq and is a predicted model, not a curated record.